Molecule: messenger RNA, 1057 nt
Organism: Peromyscus leucopus (white-footed mouse)
Lineage: Eukaryota; Metazoa; Chordata; Mammalia; Rodentia; Cricetidae
Product: keratin-associated protein 5-5-like
Exons: 2
Cellular component (GO): keratin filament
Source: RefSeq, a predicted model, not a curated record
AUGACCUGUGGGGGCUGCAGUGGAGGCUGUAGCUCCUGUGGAGGCUGCAAGCCUUGCUGCUCUUCAGGCUGUGGGUCAUCUUGCUGUCAGUCUAGCUGCUGCAAACCCUGCUGCUGUCAGUCCAGUUGUUGCAAGCCCUGCUGCUGCCAGUCCAGCUGCUGUAAGCCCUGCUGCUGUGAGUCCAGCUGCUGUAAGCCCUGCUGUUGUCAAUCCAGCUGCUGCAAACCCUGCUGCUGCCAGUCCAGCUGUUGCAAGCCCUGCUGCUGCCAGUCCAGCUGCUGUAAGCCCUGCUGCUGUGAGUCCAGCUGCUGUAAGCCCUGCUGCUGCCAAUCCAGCUGCUGCAAACCCUGUUGCUGUCAGUCCAGCUGCUGCAAUCCCUGCUGCUGUCAGUCCAGCUGCUGCAAGCCCUGCUGCUGUCAGUCCAGCUGCUGCAAACCCUGCUGCUGUCAGUCCAGCUGCUGCAAGCCCUGCUGCUCUUCAGGCUGUGGGUCAUCUUGCUGUCAGUCCAGCUGCUGUAAACCUUGCUGCUGUUAAUCCAGCUGCUGUGCUCCUGUGUGCUGCCAAUGCAAGAUCUAAGGUUCUGGUCACAGUCCUCCAGUAGUCCUGCAGACCAGUUCCCUCCACACAGGGAUAGGAAUGGCAGCCCUGAGGUUCACCUUUGUGUCUUCAUCCUCUGGUCCUGAAGCUACAUCUCCAGACUGAGGGGGAUAUGUCUUGGUGUGGAGAAGAACACCUCUUGCUGGGAGCUCACUCCCCAUUCCACACUCAGUGGAUCAGAUCUCCAUCCACUUUCUUCUCUCUGGUCUCCAGGACUCUUGACCUCCUUGGGAUCUGGCCUCACCUGGAGGCUCCAUUGUGUCCACAGGUCAGUAGCAGACUAUGGAGUUCCCCAGAACUUGUGCCCCCGGGAUCUGUGAACUCCUUUCCACCAAGCUUGGCCUGGCCAGGCCCAUCUUCACUUGACCUCCUCUGGGUUUCUGUUCUUUCUGAUUCUUUGUUGGGGUGUGCAUUGUGCCUUUGAUACAAACAUCCUUCAAUAAACAUUCUCUGCUCACUG